AUGGCAAGGUGGCUUGUUCAGAAGGUGUGUUCCAGAGGCAGAUAUUCCAGGAAUCCUACAUCACUGCCAUGGUUCAUCUUACGCAGGCCACUUCGCUACAUUCAAAACAGUUUCCAAAAUCCUUCAAGCAGGUUUCUGGUGGCCAACUAUGUUCAGGGAUGCUCAAGCCUACAUAGCCAGGUGCGAUGCAUGCCAACGACUUGGAACAUCAGCAAGAGGAAUGAGAUGCCUCAGAAUUACAUUCUAGAGGUUGAGGUGUUCGACUAUUGGGGAGUCGAUUUCAUGGGACCAUUCCCUUCAUCCUUCAAGAACGAGUACAUCCUCGUCGCCGUUGACUAUGUAUCUAAGUGGGUAGAAGCGAUAGCAAGCCCUACUAAUGAUGCAAAAGUGGCGACUAAGAUGUUCAGCUCCAUCAUCUUUCCGAUAUUUGGAGUGCCUCGAGUCGUCAUUAGCGAUGGUGAAACACAUUCAUCAACAAGGUGGCAACCGCUUAUCAUCCGCAGACGAGUGGACAGGUUGAGGUUUCCAAUAGGGAGAUCAAGAGCAUUCUCCAAAAAACUGUCAACACUUCACGAAAGGAUUGGACACUUAAGCUGGACGAUGCAUUAUGGCCUACAGAACAGCCUACAAAUGCCGCUGGGAACAACUCCCUAUCACCUGGUCUACGGUAAAGCAUGUCACCUCCCUGUCGAGCUCGAAUACAAAGCUGCAUGGGCAGUCAAGUUACUGAAUUUCAACAUCAAGCCAGCAACCGAGCGACGCAUGAUCCAAAUCCAUGAGCUGGAAGAGAUAAGGCACCUCGCCUAUGAAAGCUCCAAAAUUUACAAGGAGAAGACCAAGGCAUACCAUGACAAGCGCAUCAUUGCCAGACAUUUUGAACCAAACGAUAAGGUCUUGCUUUUCAAUUCAAGGUUGAGGUUGUUCCCAGGCAAGCUGAAGUCUAGAUGGUCCGGACCCUUCACUAUUAAGGAAGUUCGACCCUACGAGCUGUUGUGUUACUGGACAGAAAAGGAGACGAGUUCGUAG
This is a messenger RNA of Brassica napus (rape), 1026 nucleotides long. RefSeq lists its product as uncharacterized. The transcript has 2 exons. NCBI's taxonomy places the organism in Eukaryota, Viridiplantae, Streptophyta, Magnoliopsida, Brassicales, Brassicaceae. Gene Ontology annotation, biological process: DNA integration. Gene Ontology annotation, molecular function: nucleic acid binding. The coding region runs from base 1 to 1026 and encodes 341 amino acids. The record is from RefSeq and is a predicted model, not a curated record.